AUGCUGGCAGAUAUGGCAAAACUAGAUUACGAAGAAAGGCCGCUCAACUGGGGUUUCAAUAACCAGGAGAGUGAGCCAGCUACAUCACAAGUGGAUGCAUUUGACCAUUGUUAUUUACCUUCUAAUGAUUUCGAUCGCUUCGUGAAUUCUACACAUGACUACUAUUAUCGUGUAGGGCAAUGGGAUUUGGACGAACAAGAGCAUUCCUAUGCGUUUCAAGUCCCUUCAGGAUCUGCAAAUGAAGGCUACGAAUGGAUAGGAUACGAAGACGCUGCAGUAGCAUCUUCUUCCACUCCUGGUGUGCAUGGUGUUGUCCUGAAUACGCACAACUGCCAGUGGGGGACAUGUUCACUCGGUUUCGAAAACUUGGAAGAUCUUCAAAAGCAUGCAGAGGCUCACCUUAUUUCUACCAGUAGGCAAUGUCUGUGGCGAGGGUGCAGCAAAAUGGAGCGGCGGUAUGCCCACAGAUACUUACUUUCCCGACACUUGAGAUCACAUACGGGCUGCACUCCAUUCGCCUGCGAUCAAUGCAGCAGUCAGUUUGCAACGAGAGAGAGAUUGCGGCUACAUACGCGAGCGGUUCAUAUGCCAGAAGUGAAAUACAUGUGCGAAGUGUGCGACCGUCUGUUCAAAACGACUUCUGAGAGGCGACAUCAUAUGACACGAAUGCAUAUGAAGGAGCGUUUGGUAUGUCGGCACUGUGGAGGACUCUAUUCGGGUAGAUCUGUUCUGAGUCGUCAUAUGAAAGUAUGUAAGGAGAAAUAA
Molecule: messenger RNA, 765 nt
Organism: Haemonchus placei
Lineage: Eukaryota; Metazoa; Nematoda; Chromadorea; Rhabditida; Trichostrongylidae
Source: the annotation of a GenBank genome assembly